Molecule: messenger RNA, 1189 nt
Organism: Zeugodacus cucurbitae (melon fly)
Lineage: Eukaryota; Metazoa; Arthropoda; Insecta; Diptera; Tephritidae
Product: antigen 5 like allergen Cul n 1-like
Exons: 3
Coding region: 329-1120 (263 amino acids)
Source: RefSeq, a predicted model, not a curated record
CAUUAUCAAAUUGCUCUUCGUACAAGAUUCAUUUCUUCGUUAAUUACUUCGACGCCUUAACUGGCUUUUGUUUUUGUUAUUUCUUGUUUUGAUUGACACAUCUCGCAAUUUGAAGCAUCUGAAUGCGUUUCUCAGUGCGUUCAGAAUUUCUUUUGUAAUAAUAAACACAAAAACAAAAAUUUUAUAACUUCACUUUCAUGCAAUUUCGCCGCUCUGGAUUUUGAGUAUAAAAUAAGCGGCGAUUGCAGCAAAGACAUUUAAUCGCAUUUCGUAAAGGAACGGCUCUUUACACUUUACGUUUUUGUAAUUUCAUAAUUUUGUGUCAAAAAUGUUAACCAAAUUUGCUGCAAUAAAUGUUUUGCUCGUUUUUGUCAUUGUCGCCUUAGUUGAGGUCAAGUCCAACAGAUUAAAUUGGUGUGAUCCCGAAUUGUGUCCGAAUGGAAAGCAACAUCUGGCAUGUGGGCAUGAUGGUGAUUUCACCGCCGCCUGCCCGGAAGACGCCGUCAUGAUGGAUUUGCGCUCCUACAAGAAGGAGAUUCUGCACGAGCACAAUAAACGUCGCAACUUCGUAGCACUCGGCGAGUUGCCCGGCUAUUAUCCCGCCUCGCGCAUGGCCACCAUGGUGUGGGACGAGGAGCUCGCCUUUCUCGCUGCGCUCAAUUUGAAAAUGUGUUAUGUGGAACAUGAUGAAUGCAACAAUACGCCGCGCUUCGCGAAUGUGGGACAAAAUCUCUCUGGCGUGGCUUACCAACGGCAGGGCGUUAGCAUAAGUGAAGUGAUAAGCCGUUCGAUGGGCUUGUGGUUUGGUGAAUAUCCGUUGAUCAACAGUAAUUAUAUAUCGAAAUUCCGUGUCUCAUCGAAAUUCGAGGAAUAUGGCCACUUUGCUGAGUUCGUGGUUGAUCGUAAUACCCACGUCGGUUGCGCUAUCAUCCGUUACACCAAUCCUUCAUUUCCUUUCUUUCACAUCUACAAUAUGGCCUGUAAUUAUGCGAGUAAAUAUGCUUUGGGCGUGCCAGUUUAUACUGUUGGCGAACCGGCGUCGGAAUGUCAAACUGGCAGUAAUCGAAAUUAUCCCGGUUUAUGUUCCACAAAGGAGAAAUACAAUCCAAACUAUGAAUAAAUGACAAGUGCUUUCUUGUUGUAUAACAGAAAUAAAGACUGAACUAAAAAAUUAAUAUUAAUUUGAAAA